This is a messenger RNA of Medioppia subpectinata, 554 nucleotides long. NCBI's taxonomy places the organism in Eukaryota, Metazoa, Arthropoda, Arachnida, Sarcoptiformes, Oppiidae. The record is from the annotation of a GenBank genome assembly.
GCUUGGGUGCGGGCGCUGUGGCCAACAUUAAUGGCGGCAAAAAUGGCCGCAAAAAUGUGGACGAAAAACAAGAAGUGAAGACAAUUACCGAACCUUUAUAUGAGAAAUAUAUGAAAUCGUUGUCAUCGAAGGACUCUUCGGCCGGUCUAUUGGUUUUAGCCGAAGGCGGAAACGCUGGGGAGGCUGUGAUCGCCACCCGUGAGGGUCACCUCGAUGUUAAGGGCGCCUCCGGUUUUAGACUUGGCUCCUAUACUGAGGUCUCGAUCAACGUAAUAGUUCCAAAGCCAUUCAUACGAGACAAUCCGAUGGACGCGUUGCCAGUAAUCAAGACAUUCAAGUCUUUACGGCCAGUGAUGGCCAACGAGAGGGUGAAGAGUCGACUGCGGCUGUUGUGUGUCUUCGGCUUCAAUGGGUCGGAGAUAAUCUUCGCCACCGAUGGCCCCGAAGACAAGGUGUACGGCUUGGGUGACAACCAGUGCGGGUGUCUGGGCCUCGGGAUCGACACCCGGAAGCUAACGGUUCCCAAACUGAACCCACACCUGACCGGCAAACGU